Molecule: messenger RNA, 7892 nt
Organism: Ostrea edulis (European flat oyster)
Lineage: Eukaryota; Metazoa; Mollusca; Bivalvia; Ostreida; Ostreidae
Exons: 39
Coding region: 58-6012 (1984 amino acids)
Source: RefSeq, a predicted model, not a curated record
AUUCUGAAAAGGAACGUGAUAGAAUGAAAUGCAUUAAAUCCAAAGGACAGCGCUAUAAUGAGAAUGAUAAUUCUUAUUGCUUUGUUAAUUGGCUGUGUCCCCAUGACAUGGGCAUUUUUACCCUCCAAGGAAAGCACUGACGGGCGAGCAGAUUACACCCAUGCCAGCAUCACUCAGGCCGCCAUCUACUAUGCUACUGCUGACGUUAUAGCUAACGUCAUAGAUCCGGGAAAAUACAACACUUCUGAUCCCGACAGCACCAUCGAUACUUACUUCGACCGGGACGGACUGAUUCACUUUGCUAAAACGGUGAUUGAUAUCGUGAACAGCAACAACGAGGCCCAGAGAAUUUACAGGGAUGACGCAUCCAGGACGAUGAACUGCGAACAGAUUGUUGCGGGAAAUCUGCUCCUCCAAACUUUGAGAGAAAAUAUAAUAAAACAAUCACUGGCAACCGAUCCACAUUGGGACGCUGUGAGAGAUUUAAUUGGUGAAUAUUUCUUUACACUGCAAGAGUUCUACAGCAACACUAACUGGGUUGAAAUGUUUGGUAAUCGAGUCUGUCAAGAACUGGGUGUCUCAGGAACGUCACUUCCAUUGAACGUGUCUGAUCCAAACACGGUCACGUGUGUCAAUUGCAAUUACUCCAAAGAGGCAGUUGAGGCAUUUUCUUGCGUUGAUAAUAUGCGAUCAGAUGGUCAACUUCUCACUAGCGGCUACACCAGCUACCAGCACAUCAAUAAACCGAUAGGUAAUUUUCCGUUUGGCAUGGGGAAAUGCAGUCACGGAGGGCCAUACGAUAGUAGCAAGGACGUACCAGCGACAGGUGGUAUUAACAAGGAAACGUCUAGUCCAGAGUUAUCUCCCCAUUUUAACCUUCAUCAACAGGCGGGCCAGGCAGCCAUACAAGCCACUUACGAAUUCCUGGUCGGAAAUGGUACUGGACUACUUUCAAUUUUGGGGCUUAGCAAAUUCAAAGAAGUGUUUGGGAUGGCCUACAAGAAUCCGUGCUACAACUGUUUGGCUCCGGGCCUGUCUGUGGUGUUUGUCAUUGAUGAUACAGGGUCCAUGAGUGAAGAAAUAGGAAGCGCAACUAAAGUCAGUGUAGAUAUUGUCAACCAAGCUUCCCUUCUUGGCCCAAAUGGGCCAUCUAACUACAUACUGUCGACGUUUAACGAUCCAGAUACCACGAUUCGGAAGACAAAGGAUGGAUCCGAGAUGAAGCAAUGGCUUCAUGGGAUGACGGCACAUGGGGGUGGAGACUGUCCGGAAAUGGCGAUGGCAGGCAUUGUAAACGCUGCAAAGAUGGCGAACCCAAACUCCUGUGUGUUUUUCUUCACCGAUGCUGAUGCCAAAGAUCCAGAAAGACUGGACGAGGUCAUCAAUUUAAUUAACAGCAAACAUAUGAAAUUUGUGUACUUUCUGCGAGGACAAUGUGGACGAAAGCGUCGAUCUGCCUUUACUGUUCCCCAAAAUGUCCAAUGUAUUCCGAACGAUAUGGCAGGGAGCACGGGAAGGAGACGUCGGGGAUCUGGUGGGUUUGAUUUAUUCGACAAAAUAGCAUCUGCAACAGGAGGGCAAAUCAUACACACAUCUUCGUCUUCUCUAGGGAGCAUUCUUGGAUCAUUUGUAAAGAAUAAUAUGGGAGUGUCAGCGUUGGAGGUAUCAUCUUUUGAGACAUCCCCUGGAUCUAUACAUACUAUAGCAGCAGAUUCCGGUCUCUCCUUAAUGACAGUAAAAAUAGAGCAUCUGACGUCUGCUUCAGAGUUGGUGUUAAACCGACCUGAUGGUACAUCUCAAAGUUUUACUGGUACAUCUUCUAUAGAUAUCAUCGGAAGUACUACCAUGAUUUCCAUCCACAAUCCACCUCCGGGAAAUUGGACACUUCAUAAUGGAGGGAGGACGACAUGGAAAGUGAAAGUAGGCGGCAGUGGGGACAUUGAUUUUACUUAUAAGUUCAUGGAAAACUCAGGGGGAUUAAAGUAUCCAAUCAGUGGAACCAGUCCUAUCACAGGCUCAAAAGUGAUCAUCAGCGUUAGCGUCAGUGACAUGACUCCAACAGCAUAUAUAACGGACAUCAUCCUCAGAAAACCGACAGGAACCAUACUAUGUGUACUUCCGGUUACUGAUACAUCGAGGGCCACCAACCGAGACAUCUACGCUUAUUAUAAUGUCGAUUCAGAAGAGUUUUACGUAAGCAUUAAUGGGAGCGUAAAAUCUGAAAUUUUCACGCGAGAGAAGUCAGACAUUGUGACGCCUGUAACUGGGAAGAUUCAGUUUUCUUCUAAACCAGAGAAACUGGUACUGAGAGAGUCAACAAUAAUUAAAGUCAACGUAACAAACACGGGGAGUACAACUCAGUCCUAUCACGUGACUGCCACUUCCUCCCCAACAGGAUUCGUCAUCAGGCCUACUCACACAGUAUCCGUUGAAGCUCAUGAAAGCCAAGAAAUGAAUAUAGAACUGGUAGCCCCGACUCCGUCAAUUGUAACCCUGUCCGUGAAACUAAGCAUUAGUGGAGAGACGUUACAAUCCAUCAGGAGAACGCUCACGGUGAGUGAAUUACCUCCUCCAAAUAUUGUCCCAGUCAAUAGAACGGUAAACUGUCUAAAAGAGAUGAUGAACUACAACAACUGUACCAAACAAACCUGGACUGUCGUCAUGAGAGUAGAAUCCAAGUCCAACCUGAGUAAACUCUUUGUUACACCAAGCGAUGUUCAGUUUAAAUACCUAAAGACAGCAACAACUUCUCCAACUUGUGUGUCAACAUUAAGUGGAAACUGCUGCUCGUACCUAUCACGAUUGACAGUGAUAGAUGGACAGGGAAACAUGAAGAUGGAAUCCAUCGACAUGUCAGGAGGUAAUAUCUUUAAUACAACAGUGGAGGACUUUGAUUUUCUAAGCAAGCCCACCGUGAAUGAGAAGAUGAAUCUUUCAAACAUGUCUAAGGUAGACUCAGUUGUGAUUCUGGAAUUGAUCGGCGCCGGAGCCGCUUGUCUCAUUGCAAUUAUCGUCAUAGUGUCUCUAGCUGUUCAUAUUAAGCUAAAACAAAGGAAAGCAUUCAAGAGCAAAGAGGGAAAGAAGAAGCGGAUGACUGGCGCUACUGUGGAGCAUGCAAAGAUAAAUCGCAGAAUUAUGUUUGCUUUGGAUUAUUCUUUCUUGCCUUCUGAAGAGAGCAGUGAUGGAAGGGCAGAUUACACUCAUGCUAGCAUCACCGAGAAGGCUAUUUACCACGCUGCUUCUGACGUCAUACUUAGCAUCGCCAAUACCAGAAAACACAGCGCCUCUGAUAUUCGUGACACUCUAUCUAAAUACAUCGACCGAGACACGUUAUUAAACUUCGCUAAAGCUGUGACGGAUAUCGUGAAUGAAAACAACAUGGCUCAAAGAAACUACAUGGACGAUGCUUCAAGAACGAUGACCUGCGAACAGAUUGUUGCAGGUGCAACUGGUAAAUUUCUCCCUUUGAAUGUCUCCAGUCCCGACAUGGUCACAUGCAUCAACCGUAACUACUCCAGCAACUUUCCGCCCGGUAUGGGUAAAUGUAGUCACGGAGAUCCACGUGAUGAUAGUAAACAUAUUCCAGCAACAGGGGGACUAAGUAAGGAAACGUCAAGUCCGGAGUUGUCUCCUCAUUUUGACCUCCAUCAACAAGCGGGUGAAGCUGCCAUUCAGGCCUCUGUUGAUUUCUUUAUCGGAAAUGAUUUUGAUUGGUCUUCGAAAACCAAUACAAAAAUAAAAAAAACAAAAAAAAAACAUAAAAAGAUAACACGUGAAGGUUUAAUUAGCAUGUCUUUAUUAGACACUGGACUUUUAUCGGUACUGGGACUAAACACAUUCAAGGAGCUACUGGGUAUAAAUUACAUAAAUCCGUGCUACAACUGUUUCACACGGAGCCAGUCUCUGGGGUUUGUUGUUGACGAUAAGGGAUCCAUGAAUGGCGAUAUCAAAGAUGCAGCUCAACGUAGCAUUGAAAUUGUUAACCACGCCGUUCUUGUUGGAUCUAACGGAACUUCCGACUACGUUCUCUCAACUUUCAAUGAUUCAGACACCACGAUUCAAAAAACCGCAAGCGGAACAGAAAUGAAGUUGUGGCUACAUGUGAUGCGCACUCAUAACGGAAGUGAUUGUCCAAAACUUACACUGACUGGGUUAAUUAAUGCUGUAAAGAUGUCCAGAUCUGGCUCGUGCUUGUUCGUCUUUGCUUGUGCAGACAAAAAUGACAAAGACAAAGAACACGAAAUUAUCAAUUUAAUCAACAACAAAAGUAUGAAAGUUAUUUAUUUCCCGCGAGAACAACAUGGCGGACGUAGACAUCCAUAUGUUUUAAACCUUUCCGGAAAUAAACAUUGCAUCCCGAAAGUUGGCAUGAAAGGUAGAAAACGACGUGGCCUUGGGGGCUUUGAUUUAUUUGACAAAAUAGCUUUAGCAACCGGAGGACAAAUUGUACAUACCUCUUCGUCAUCUCUUGGGAGCAUUCUGGGAAGUUUUGUGACAAACAACAUGGGAGUCAAUGUUAUAAAAGUCGUUUCCUUUGAAAUGUCCUCCGCAUCGGUACAUCCAAUAUCUGUAGACGCCGAACUAUCACUGAUGACAAUAAGAAUAGAGGGAUUAUCAUCUGUAUCUCCUCUCAAACUGGAUCGGCCAGAUGGUACAGGUCAAAUAUUUUCCGGUACAUCCUCCAUUGAUGUCAUUGGAAGGACAACUGUAUUAUCCAUACAGAAUCCGCCCACUGGAACUUGGAUGUUGCACAAAAAAAGAGCAGGCACCUGGAAAGUGAAAGUAGGCGGAAGUGGGAGCAUCGAUUUCACUUAUAAACUCAUGGAAAAUGUACAUGGAUUGAAAUACCCUAUUAGUGGAACUAGUCCGAUUACAGGAACAAAUAUCAUUAUCAGUGUAACAGUUACUGGUUUACCCGCUACAUCACGUGUAACUGAUAUAAUUCUAAAGAAACCUAAUGGAGAUGUCCUUAACGUACUUCCGGUUACAGACACAUCUAGAGAUGCCAGUCGUGUUCUCUUUGCUGAGUAUGACGUAAAAUCAGAGGUGUUUUACGUCAGCAUCAAUGGUAGUUUAAAUACUGGAACAUUUACUCGAGAAGUAUCUGACGUCAUCACCCCUGUCACUGGAAAUAUUCAGUUCCUAUCCAAACCAGAGAAGGUUGUCGUAGGAAAACCCACAAUGGUGACGGUCAGCGUUACAAACACAGGCAGUGUAGCUCAAACGUUUCAGGUGACUCCUACUUCCAUCCCUAUGGGAUUUAUUACUGGGUCCUCCAAAACCGUGUUAGUAGAAGCUCAUAGCAGUCAGGAAAUGAAUAUCACAGUCACCGCUCCAUCUUUGGAAUUGGCCCUUCUGACAGUUACAUUAAAUCAUGGAGGAUCAACUUUGCAAACCAUUAAAAGAACUAUUCAGGUUGCAGAGGUUGCACCGCCUCAGAUAACGGUAAAGAAUAGGACAGACGAUUGCGGACAGCAUAUGAUGAAUUAUUUUAACUGUUCCCAUCAGCAAUGGUCACUUGUCAUGGAUAUCACAUUCACAGUCAACAUGAGCAAACUCUUUGUGACGCCUAGUGAUAUUGAGUUUCAAUAUGCUAACAGUUUGUUCAAUUCACAAUCAUACCUGGGUACUAUUAGUGGAACUUGUUGUUCAUACCGAUCUAGAGUAACAGCCGUUGAUGUAAACAGUAACAUGAAAACCGUGCACUUCGAUUUCUCAGGAGGAAAUGUAUUUAACACAACUGUUCAGAACUUCGAACAUCUCGUGAAACCAUCAGUUGGAAAGAAAAAGCUGUCAGUUGAUAUGAACAGUAAUUCACUGUAUAAACUUGUCGGUGGAGUGGUGGGAGGUCUUGGUGUCGUUGCUGUUAUUGUGUCGAGCCUGCUAUACUUCUACAAGAGAAACAAACAAGCCAUGGAGAAAACCAGGGUGGACCCCCUGUCAGAUCUGUGUUUGAAUGUUCCAGUCAGGCAUGUCGAAAAUAAUAAGAGAUUGAAAUUCGUGAUGAAAUAAAAAAAAAACACAAAAAAAACCUCUGCAAUGUCACACACCUUUACUGAUUGGAAAUUUAUGCUUUAUAUUUUGGGCUGAAAACAUUGUAUAAUCAUAUAUAAUUAUCCUAUAUGUGUGAAUACGGCACCGGUACCAGUUGAUAAGGUUCAGUAAUGUUUCAUAUGUGAUCAUCCAAAAUUCAAAAUGGUCAUUGUAGUAAUAUGUCACUUGGAGAAAUAAAGCACAGAAAUAAAAUAGAAAAUAUUCAUUUUUUACCUUGAGGUUUAUUUUAUAGCCGUUGGACCUUAGACUCUGUAUUCGUCUGAAAUUUCACCUGAAUAGUCUUUCAAUAUAAUGGGUUGUUCACAAAGAUACGUCUAAUAGUUUCCUUCAGCUGAUCUUUAGACAGGAAUAUAUUUGGUUGUCAUUUUUCAAUUCUCGUUACAGUCUUAACCAGAUCUUUUCAAUUAUAUUCAAAACCGAACUCUGCGCAGGUUAAUCUUGGACUAAUAAUGCUUUGUGAAUGGAAGUGUCGUCGUCUUGAAGUAUAUAAUUAUUUUUAGGAAAGACACGUACUAUAACUGGCCAAAGUUGUUCAUCAAUUAUAUCAAUGUAUUUUUGAUAUUUACAGUACCUUCGACAACAGUCAUCCCCACACUGUCGAAAAUAAAUACAGCCUUAUCUCAAAACUAAACUGUGGCGUUGGGUGUUAGGAGAUUCAACAAGGCAAUCCCAUUUCGCCCACUUUUCUCCAUAUACAACACCAUUGCCAGUCCAAACAUCCAUUUUGCAAUAAUCACUAAAUGACUCUGUUUCGGCAUUUAUGUUUGCCCAACUAUCUAUUUUGUGUUGCUUAUAGAAGUUUUUAGAUUGAUCACUGUUCGUUAUCUUUACCUUUCAUCUACAAUUUUGUAUACGGUGCCGCUACACCAGGAUAGUUGUGGUUUUCUCUUCGCCACUCUGAUGCUAAAGCGCACUACUCUUCUUUCUGUAUGAAUUUCGAUGGAUAUUCUUUUUUAUGUAGCAGAGCGCCUACCUUUUGUUGAAAAAACUAGUCGAUGACGAGUAUCUCUUUCUACUUUAUUUUACUAACCAUAAAAGCCCCCGACCUUCUCUGUCACUUUACGUCGCUUAUUUAUCUUUCUUUGAAUGGUUUCUACACUUCCCCGCUUCUGAUACUGGUCAAUUACAGAUGUAAUUGUAGGACGGGAUAUGUCUAAUCUUCGAAGUAAUUCCAAAUGUUUUAAUGCAGACAGGUACAACGAAAGAGUGAUUUAGUUUAAAUCAGUACUCAGUUGUUUUUUUCGCGCGGUAGCCAUUUUAAUUAUAUUAGAAGUACACAGCAGACGGAAAUAAUUCUUGGUAUAUUGAAUAUUGAUCAGUGGAUUUUCUAUGAUAUAGUAACUUGCUUGUUGCACAACCUAUCCUUUGCGAAAAAUUCAUUUGUAUUACUAAUCAGUGCCACAAAACCAUCAUUAUUUGGGCUCUAAAAAAUUAUAAUCCAUAAUCAUAUUUUGUAUUUUAUCCACACUUCAUUUCCUCGAGGUAUCAGACACGCUAUUUCAUGACAUAAGUUAAGUAGUUCUUGAUUAAUUUCUUCAGUUUCAUCCACUAAAUGAUAGAACUGAAUUUCGGAUAUUAACUGGUUGUGUACUGUAAAUAUUCUAACAAUCGCUUUUUGAAUUUCUGGUAUUCAAUGACAUGUUAUCAUUUUAUGUUAGGUUACCGCUUUUUUGUUGGUCUUUUUUCUUCUGUUUCCUUUAUUCUUAUUUCCCUUUCUAGAAUUGUUCACUGGUAUAAAGACAGGUUUGGUAUGUCAGUAAAAAAAAAUUUCUUACGACGUACAAGUGGCCAAAAACUCACUACAUUCCCGGAAAUAUUACUGUGGCGAUGCUAUAAAC